Molecule: messenger RNA, 332 nt
Organism: Homalodisca vitripennis (glassy-winged sharpshooter)
Lineage: Eukaryota; Metazoa; Arthropoda; Insecta; Hemiptera; Cicadellidae
Product: putative gustatory receptor 28b
Exons: 3
Coding region: 14-214 (66 amino acids)
Biological process (GO): sensory perception of taste
Cellular component (GO): neuronal cell body; membrane; axon
Source: RefSeq, a predicted model, not a curated record
CAAUACUGCGGUGAUGAUUUGCAAGUUGAUAAACAAAGAUCUGGAUCCGAGUUUUAGGAAACAGCUUGAAGGGUUCCUACUGCAGUUGCCUCACCACAACGCAAGAUUCUCUGCUCGUGGAUUUUUCCAGAUCCAUAAUGAGACCCUCACAUCAAUGGCUGGAGCGGUGACAACUUACCUGGUGAUACUGAUCCAGUUCCAGACUGAGAAGUAAUCCACCUAGACUAGUCCACUCUAGAGAAACAUUCAUUUUGAAAAAAACUAAAUGUGUAAUUCUUAAUAAGUAGAUUCUUACUAGUUACAUUUGUAGUAUAAUCCAGAAACUACAAAUU